Messenger RNA from Haliotis rufescens (red abalone), 4580 nucleotides. Its product is annotated as metastasis-associated protein MTA3-like. Gene Ontology annotation, cellular component: nucleoplasm; NuRD complex. Gene Ontology annotation, biological process: negative regulation of transcription by RNA polymerase II. Lineage: Eukaryota; Metazoa; Mollusca; Gastropoda; Lepetellida; Haliotidae. Gene Ontology annotation, molecular function: chromatin binding; transcription corepressor activity; histone deacetylase binding. The record is from RefSeq and is a predicted model, not a curated record. The transcript is spliced from 21 exons. Bases 190 to 2862 code for a protein of 890 amino acids.
CGAAUGACGUCACGUGUGAAAAGAGGAGGAAGACAGUAGGCAGUCCGAGAAAUGGCGACUCCAUGAUCUGUCGCUUCAGGGGGGUAAUGAAGUGGACCUUCGUGAUAUUAUACCCCAUGUAUUCGCAUGAUUGUGCUUUAUAGGACGAAUAAGGAUACUAUCUUUAAAUUACCACCAUACACAUGAAAAAUGGCGGCAAAUAUGUACAGAGUUGGAGAUUAUGUAUAUUUUGAAACAUCGUCCACGUCCCCGUUCCAAAUUAGACGAAUCGAGGAACUCAACAAGACUCCAAAUGGAAAUGUGGAAGCCAAAGUUAUGUGUUUUUAUCGAAGGAGGGAUAUAUCGAGUUCACUCAUCGUUUUGGCGGACAAGCACCAAACUGAUGCCCUUGAUUCCAAAAAGGUGUACAACCAAGACAGAGAUGAAGUUGAUAUGGAUGUGGGAGAUGAAGAGGAGGAGGAGUCACCCCCGCCACUGCCGCCACAGCAGUCACCACAGCCAACUGAGGAACAGCAGCAGGACAAACAGUCUGAGAAACAGUCCGACAAACAGUCUGACAAACAGUCUGACAAACAGUCUGACAAACAGUCUGAAAAACAGCCUGAAAAACAGCCUGAAAAAGAGUCUGAAAAACAGCCUGAAAAACAGCCUGAAAAACAGUCUGAAAAACAGUCCGAAAAACAGUCCGAAAAACAGCCUGAAAAACAGUCCGAAAAACAGCCUGAAAAACCAUCUGACAAGCAGACAGAGAAACAGACGGGUUCAGAGCAGCAGCUACCAACAGAAGGAUCAAUGGAGACAUCCUCAGAUAAGACCGACAACAAGUCCGAGAAUUCAGAAAAAUCUGAGAAGAACGACAAGUCCCAGGUGACCGAGAAGCAGAGGCACCAGCUGAAGCACCGAGAGUUGUUCCUGUCGCGGCAGGUGGAGACCCUGCCAGCCACACACAUACGAGGGAAGUGUGUUGUCACACUACUCAAUGAGACAGAGUCCCUGCUUUCAUACUUGAAUAAAGAAGAUACCUUUUUCUACUCACUAGUCUACGACCCACAGCAGAAAACCCUCUUAGCAGACAAGGGGGAAAUCCGAGUGGGUUCCAAGUUUCAGGCAGAAAUUACACCAUUAUUAAAAGAAGGUGAAAAAGAUGGUCGUGUCAUAGCUGAUCUUGAAGAUUUAAUAUGGCAGCCUGAAAAUGGAUUAGCAGAAAAAGAAGUAGAUCAGUUUAACAUUAUUUCCAGGUCAGUGGGUACAUUUGCAAGAGCUCUGGACUGCACCAGCACAGUUCGCCAACCUAGUCUACACAUGAGUGCAGCUGCUGCGUCCAGGGACAUUACACUCUUUCAUGCAAUGUGCACGUUACACAAACACAAUUACGACUUGGCAAAAGCAGUUGCCAGCCUUGUGCCAGAGGGAGGCCCAGUCCUAUGCCGCGACGAGAUGGAGGAGUGGUCUGCCUCCGAGGCAAACCUCUUCGAGGAGGCAUUAGACAAAUAUGGCAAAGACUUCAAUGAUAUUCGACAAGAUUUUCUACCAUGGAAGUCACUGAAAAGUAUUAUAGAGUACUAUUAUAUGUGGAAAACAACAGAUAGAUAUGUGCAACAGAAAAGAAUAAAAGCUGCUGAAGCUGAGAGUAAACUAAAGCAGGUUUACAUUCCCAACUACAAUAAACCCAACCCAGCAGCACUGUCCAACAAGAUGAAUGGCGCUGAUGGCCAGGUGUCCGGGAGGGCCUGCGAGAGCUGCUACACUGCCCACUCUAGCCAGUGGUACUCGUGGGGCCCCUCCCACCUUCAGUGUCGCCUCUGUUCAUGCUGCUGGUCCUAUUGGAAGAAGUAUGGCGGCCUCAAGAUGCCUACGCGGCUAGGUACUAACAACUAUGGAGAUAGUUUACCCACUGAUGGUGAGAGACCUGCACCCAAUCAAAGACAAGAGAGGGUUGCACAGAUGAAUGCCAUCCGAAGCCACCGAUGCACUAUCUCUGGUUGCGGCAAGGACUUCAAAUUGAAGGCACACUUGGCGCGGCACCUGGCAACAGCUCAUGGAUUGGCUAUCAGGUCAGGUAGCCCCCGACCUGUCAUGAAGACCCGAGCCGCCUUCUGUCUUGUCACCACACCGCUAACCAGAAUCUCUCGCCGACUCUGCAAGGAAAUCCUGCGCCCAAGACAUGCGGCCAGAUGUCCAUUCAUACCAAUAAACAUUGCUGCUAUCAAGCAAGAAUGCUCAGGCCGUGUGACAGAGGUUGGGAAGAUAGAACUGCCCACUUCGGGAAAGAUUCGUGGUUUGACAAUGGAACCUGUAGUGUGUCGCCUUGGCAUAGAUAUAAGUGUGGAGAAACCCUCCUUGCUACAUCGCAAGUCAGGUGAGCCUCGUGGAGAACAGAGGAUAUCCUUCCCUGCCCCGCCUCACCCACCACCACACAGAGUCCCAGAGACAAUUCAGACGUCAACAGCCGGACCAUCAAUCAUGAAGAAGAGAGGCUAUGAGCAGAGCAAUGGGAUAGAUAUACCUCCCAGUGCCAAGCGGCCAAGUCUAGGAGUUAUCCGCCAAGUUGGGUCAGCACUCCGAUCGGUGCCAACAAUACGAGGUAGCGUGAUCAACCACAGCACUUUCAAGAAUGGUCGCAGCAAGACACCUGGUGUUCGAGGCGGCUACAAGAUGCACAUGAUCAGCUGGAUUGAUGCACCUGACGAUGUGUACUUCGUUGCCACAGAAGCCACUAGGAAGCUGAGGCACCAGGUGACCCGCCAUGCCGUGAAGCGUGCAGCUCGCAACCCCUGGCGCGGACUGCUGCUCCAGAUUCCCAUGCCAACAAUCGAAGUUCCUCGACCGGAACACAAGCAGGAAGUGGUGGUAUUGGACUGAACUGGCAGCUGAGCUUGUGUUGCAUCAUUUUGUGUUCAUCCGGGAGCAGAUUGACCAGAGUGAACUCGUCUUUGUUGUCACUGCCAGUCAAACCAUGGGGAUAUUUUGACACCACUUUGGUUAUCUGUGAACACUUCAUAUCAAAGAUUUCUCAUUCAACUUGAGACGAAGUGGUCUUGCCAUUUCUCUAAAACCUCAGCUUCUUUUCAUAAUUUGUAACAAAUCUUGUGUUUCUUUUGCUGGUCAAGUCUGAUUUCUUUCAAGAUAAUAAUCCUAAAAAUGUCCCUUUCAAGUACAAAUAUAGUCAUUGUUUAUCAGAAAUAUAUCCAUUAUGAAACUGACUUUCCCAUGCUCUAAAUUAAGUAUGCUUGCUGUGACUUAACUAGUGCUGCUUAGAAUAUGCUUGUUAAGAUUUGACUUUAGCAUGGUGCUGAAACAUUCAACGUUGUGUGAUCCUCAUUGGUUUGUUGUGCAAUCCACAUUGGUCUGUUGUGCAACCCACAUUGGUUUCUUGUGCACAACGGGAUCAGUGAAUCAACGUCUAUCAAUGCAGUCUUGGUGUAGAAUAUUAAAUAUUCGACAUUCCAUACACCUGGAAUGGUGAGAAAAUUGUAACUUAUUCACUGAUCGUGUUGUAUUGUGAAUGAGACAAGUUAUGCAUUCUGAAAUGCAGUUUUGUUGACAUCAGUAUUAACUUAAAUAUUUUAUAUGCAUAGUGAGCGUUGAGUAUGAUACUAGCUUUACAUAAAUGUCUCUUAUAAUGGUUAGAAAUUUGAAUUUCUAUCAAAUUAUUUUGUACAUACUGUCAAUUGAGCUGCUUAUUCUCUGGACUCUGAUGUACUAGAAAGUUUUGGGAUGAUGUAGAAACCCUAGAAUUUUUACUGACGGACAUUCUUGUAAUCUGAUGUCCGUGUCAAAACUUGUGUAUUUCCAUGUGUGCCUCUGGGUGACCACUCUACUUUGCGCACACCAUGUGUGCCAGUAAGGAAGAGGGUUUGGUAGAUUAUUCUGAAACAAUCACAGUAUGCAGGAAACGUAACGAAGAGAGAAGAAAGAUGUCUUCAAGUUCUCUUCAGUAUUUGUAUUUGAUUAUUGACAAGGAACUAUCCUGGCUAAUUAAUGGCAUUUUGUUUUCAAUCUUCUAAAUGUUUCUCAGUUAUCAGCCUAUCAUAACAUAAAAAGUUAAUAUCAUGUACUAAAUGACUGCUGUUUGUGUGUGGUUUGUAGGCUAUUUCAAUCUCCAUUAAAUGUUUGUUUUUACAACCAUCAGUAUUGCACCCAGAGGAUAUGCAGUAAGCUUACAGAAUGUUCUGCUUAGUCUGUGUCUUAGCAACAGUAAACAAACUCAAAGCUGUUACAGAUGAGAUUGUUAGGUUAAAAAGUUUAGGUCCCUUCUGUUGCUGUAUCAAACCAGAAUUUACUCAGACGGGAUUGUGAAAACAAUCAAUUUCAGGCUAUGAUAUUUCAGGAAACCCCAAGUAUAUUUAUCGACAGUUUGGCCUGUUGAUUUCUUGUGUGUAAAUGCUGAUAUGUUUGGAUGAGGGAUGAGCAUUGUUACAUCAGUGGUAUGCUCACAUCAGAUGAAAUAUUUAUUUUAUGCAAAAUCUGUUACCAUGGUUACACUGACUUCACUUGUCAUCACCAUCUGGCAGGCGGCCAUAUUGUACGUUUGGUUAAUUCAUACACUCAAGUUAAUAAACUAUUUCGAUUAAAAAAAA